AAGACGCGCAAAGUGGUCUAGCGUUUUGAAAGUUGUUUAUCUACAUCUUGAAAUGCAAUUGCAAUAAUUAGUCGAUUAUAAGAUUAUUUGCUCCUCAAAGCAGCACACUCUGUAUUUUUCAUUUGUUGAUAUCUUCAACCUCCUUCCUUGUUGCUUCUACGUCAUUUUGAUUUCAUCUUGUGGAUACAGUCGAAGAUUACACAAAAAAUAACCAAAAAAAAGAUGUCCUUGUCAAGCAAAAUUUCCAAUUCCCCUAGUGUGUAUCGCGCUAAGUCCCGCGGUCCGUCUGUCCUCUCGCCGUCGUCAAGGGCUAAGCAGGUGCCAAGUCGUAGAGAAUCGCAUCGCCGUCUGGUGCAAGAAGCGCAAAAGCAGCUUGCUGGGCUGACAGGGGAAAAACGCGCAGAAAAACUCCGAGAAUUACAUCCGAGAGAAUGUUAUGAAGAUCAUGUUCGACGUAUACUUGUUUUGGGUCAAGAACGUUUUCCAUAAUUGUUAGUUUUUGUAUUCAUAUUCAUUGUGAGCACCUCAGCUACGUCCGAUCUUCUUCAUCUUUCCGCGACAUUAUGGUUGCUCUUCUAACCUCUGGCCAUUUUUCAGCAGAUCGACGUCAAUAGCGAUGGCUUCGUUUCAAGAGACGAGUUACGACUGAUGUGUCAAAAACUCGGAAUUCAUCCAGACGCGGCCAAGCCGAUGGCCUCAGCGUUGUGGAAUAGCAUUGUAGAGAGCAGGGAAGCCAAUAAAGAACAUGCUGUAGAGGUGGACACUGCUACCUCAACAAAGAAAGGCACUGGUCCUACCGACGAAGAAGCCGGCGCUUCUUUUGAGAGCAUGCUAGAGAUGUUUGCGGAGAUAUCAGCUGUUAGAAACAUGGCUAGGGAAAAGCAGUGGAGACGAACUAUGGGGAUAGGAGUGGCUGGAAACGUCGCUGGUCAUAUGGCAAUGGCUGGAGAAGCUAAUGCGGAUGCUCCGGCUGCUAAUGUACUUUCACUGAUCUCAAUCUUCAUCUGAUUUUUUUUAGAGGACAUAACGCGGCCAACUUGAUCUUGAUGUACAUGAUAGCCGUUUGACGAGGUAGAUCUAUUACCUCUAGAACCUCUUCUAAUUUGACCUUGAUUUUGCUUUGCAUCUUCAUCAAACUUUAUUUCGACUGUUGCAAAUCAAGGCAAUGUAUCUCCAAACUGAUGCAUCACUUGAUUUCGACUGUUGCUCAUCACGCACCUACAACAAUCAAACCAGACUCCUGCUGCGCUUUUUGCAUUUUAUCUUCCAGAAGUCUUUCAUGGUCGUCAUUCUCUGUUCGAAAGCGGACUAUCUCCUAGUACUAGCUACGAUUAUCUGCCAUCCUCAAGAACAUCGCCACCAACGACGCAAGAAGCUCCUAGUAGUUCGAGUGCGACAACGAGUCCUCCUGAAGAAGGAGAAGAAGAAGAUGCUGCACCAAAAAAGGGGUCAUUGAAAGUUAUGGGAGGUCACGACAUUAACAUUAUAUCAUUAACAGGUAUUGAUUCUCAUAAUUGUUAUCAUUCAUGAUCGAUCAUCAGUUCAUAAUUUCUUCUGUGUCUUCCUGCUCUCGUAAUUCUGGAGCUACUGAGUUGUAUCUUUCUAGAGUAGAGACAGGAGAUACUCUACUUGUACUUUUUUUCCAUGAUUAUAGUACCCUACUUGUACUCAACUUGUACUCUACUUGUACUCUACUUGUAAUCUACUUGUACUCAAUAUUUUGCUCGAGGACUAGCACAUCAAGAGGCCGCUUCUAAGGACCGCAAAAUGCUUCUAGAACUCGACGACUUCGAGGACACUACGGCAGAGCGCGUAGACAAACUGGAGGAAAUUAUGAAUGUGGAUACACAACCUUGCACCGAAGUCGAGCAAGCUAUGGACCGACUACACCGCUUUCCGGUGACAAACGCGGUGAUUGACUACCCACGAGAGGGGGGAAAAGUUCAGGUACUACUUCGAAAUUAGACGACUCAGCUUUUCAGAAGAUGUAUAAGAAGUAGUGCCAACAUGUUCUUGACCUACUACAGAAGUACCAACACAGGCAACGUGGUUUUACUUCAUCUCUUUUCAAUAUUCACAGGUUGAGCCAGAAGUCGCAUUAUAUUGCGACAUCUUGUACAAUACUGCGGUAACCAGUACAGUCCCCGACUCUGACAACCCACGUCAUCUUAUGAUGAAGAUUUGUCUGCUUUGGUCUUAGUUAUAGGUAUACUGCACUUCUCCAAGAUCCUCAGUUGUACAAAUACCUAGAUGGUUCGUUGUGAUACAAGAAUCACUUUCAACUUAGCAGUAUGAUUAAUACAGUUCUUUGACAUUGACUUUUCUUCUUUCGGUUUUUGUUUUUCUAGUUCGGUCUGCUCCACCAAGAACUACAUUAAUACAGAAGUUCCAUUGUGCAAUUGACUUGCAACAUUGACUUAUACAUCUCGUCUAAUCUCCGUCAAGUUUUUGUGGAACGCCUCGUUCCAAGAAAAAUUGCAGCCUUCAAUGACUGUUCGAUCCGACAGCUAGAUGGCAGUACCAAAUUAUCCGAAAAGAAGAACUGGGGCCACGGCUCAAAAGGUAUCAGUCUCGACUCUUUUCCACUCCUGAAUCCAGAAAAGGACUUCUCCCCGGAAGGCAUUGCUAGUCGGCUAGCUCUCACGAGUUACGUGAAACGAGAUGGAAAGGUCUUCCCCUACACGCAGAGUGCGCCAGCAAGGAACUUAUGAAAGGACGAAAAAGUGCGCUCACACUCAACGAAGUUGAUUAAGAGGAUUCAAGUAGGAAAGUAGCUCUAGGUUUCGUCGUGUUUUUUUGGCUCUUGAGUAGCCAAUGAAGCUUGCUAGUUUUCUCUGGCGGGCCCGCAGCUACUUCCUUGACGAGUGUGAGAGUGAGUGCACUUUUUCCUUUCAUAGAACUACUUGAGUUUUUACCAGCCUUUGCUUAACUGGAUACGCGAUCAAAUGAACCACCAGAGCAGCGUCGACAAGUGGGAGGACAUGAACCAAUUGUUGUUAUGGCGAUGCCGAUGGGCUUAUCCUUUUUAAAUCUAGUCCUACGUAGACGGACAAGAGGGAUUGGACAAGAUUGAUCACUUUUAUUCUAGUAGACUUCUUAAGUACUUUGAAAGAGCGUAAAUAUCAUCUAGAAGUAUGAGUUUCAUCUCUCGUAGUUUUUGGUUCAUCACCGUAAACAUGAUCGUGCAUCUACAACCAUUCAUCGUCCUCUUGUUCCUCUAAUUCCCGAAGCCUCCGACUAUCCCAUGAGUUGUUGGAUCGCGCUUGGCGCUGGAGAAUAUACCGACUGGGGAAUGAACAACUUUAUAAAACCGAAGGACGAAACCGUAGUCAUCGUGUAUGACGAAGCUAAGUUUCCGGAAGGACCUCAACCAGAUAGAGUGGCCCAACUCUUUGAAGAUCAUGGUCACGUCCAAGACAAAAGCCAAGGACUUGUCGCGUUGCAUCAGACGUUUGUGCAAGAAUAGUGGCGAGGAGAUGUUAAAAACAUGUUGUUCCAAGUUUGUAGGACACUCUCUGUAUUGAGGAAUAAGUGCAUCUGUACUGAAUAAGAAGCUCUUACUUAAAGCAUCUUGAGGACCACUAGGAACUAGACGAGUCCUCACUAUUUGGAUCCUACAGCUCAAGCCUCGAACAUAUCUUGUAACUGUACGUAUGGUAACCAUCGUGGUGGACAAUUAGAGUCGAUAUUUCUUGCUCAUCAACUUCAACACUGAUAAGAUGAAGAGCAUAUUCAUAUUUAUUGCUUAUUGAAAACUACAACACCUGUAUUUAAUUUAUACAAUGUUGGACGAGCAAAUAAAAUGCUUCUGCUCAUCAACAUCUACUUGAUUUUUUCUAUGUCUAAUCAGAACAGUAGGUAGAUACAUGUAUAUUCCUUCAAUAUUAACCAAUGAUAAUGAACUGCUACAAUGAUAAUGAAAACCAUGACUGCAUAGUACUAGACGAAGUGCCCACCUCACAUCCUCGUCGUACAGGCGGGGCUCUUCUUGUGAUCCCUGUUGUGUCGAUAGUUGUUAUGAUGAAGUGCCAUCAAAAAAUGUAAAUCUGUCAUCUCCCUCAAUCUUCGCGCGAAAUGAUACUAAUAUCCAUAUCGUCACGACCUGAAUGAUAGUUCUAAGAAACAAAGCACACAUGAUUAUGCAACAUCCAGAUGAAAAAGCGGUG
This is a messenger RNA of Amoebophrya sp. A25, 4166 nucleotides long. NCBI's taxonomy places the organism in Eukaryota, Dinophyceae, Syndiniales, Amoebophryaceae. The record is from the annotation of a GenBank genome assembly.